Zymoseptoria tritici IPO323 is the source of this 1605-nucleotide messenger RNA. RefSeq lists its product as uncharacterized. The record is from RefSeq and is a predicted model, not a curated record. The transcript has 3 exons. Lineage: Eukaryota; Fungi; Ascomycota; Dothideomycetes; Mycosphaerellales; Mycosphaerellaceae. The coding region runs from base 1 to 1605 and encodes 534 amino acids.
AUGCCAGAACAGUGGGAAGAAAUCUCGGCCAAAGCCAAGCAAAAAGUGCUGGAUGAUAUUCCAUCGGAAUGGAAGAUACCAUCGGACGAAUUGCCUUCACAGGAUGUACUUGAUGUGACUGGCUUCCCAGCGCAGUCGGGCAUUUUGUCGCAGCAAGAUCUAGACAUCACCGACUCGUUUGCGGUGGACAUCGUGGCAAAGGUCGCCAAGGGCGAAUGGACGUCCGAAGAUGUGACCAGAGCUUUUUGUAAGAGAGCUGCCAUCGCCCAUCAGUUGGUAAAUUGCUUGACGGUAAUCAUGUUCGACGACGGCAUCGAACGAGCAAAGCAGCUCGACGCUGAGUUCAAGAGGACCGGAAAGGUCACUGGACCUCUUCACGGGCUGCCGAUCUCUCUCAAAGACAACUUCAACGUUCCUGGCUAUCCAUCAUCUGUCGGCUUCUGUAGCUGGGCAACGGAACCAAUGCAGACCGAGAGCACGAUUGUGAAAACGUUGAGAGACCUCGGAGCAGUAUUCUACGUCAAGACCAAUGUUCCCACGGCGAUGAUGAUUCCGGAAAGCGUAAACAACACUUACGGACGCACAUUGAAUCCGCUGAACCGCAAGACCACGUCAGGAGGCUCGAGCGGAGGCGAAUCCGCACUUGUUUGUCUAAAAGGCAGUCCGCUCGGGGUGGGAACAGACAUCGGCGGCUCCGUCCGCAUCCCAUCAGCCUGUACCGGGAUAUUCACCAUCAAGCCUUCUCACGGACGAUUUCCUCAGACUGGUGCGCGGAGUGCUCUUGCUGGACAAGAAGCGGUCGCGAGCGUCAACUCAGGCAUGGCCCGAAGUAUUGCAGACGUUCGCCUGUAUGCGAAGAAUGUCGUUGAUUCUGCGCCGUGGCUAAGAGAUCACAACUGCAUUGAGAUACCAUGGCGGAGUGUGGAACUCAAAGCAAAGCCGAAGAUUGCUGUCUUCCGCGACGAUGGCUAUAUUCAGCCUACCCCACCCGUAUCGCGGGCUCUGGAGGAGACUGUGGCCAAACUAAAGGCCAAAGGUUACGAGAUUGUGGAGUGGGACAACACCUGCCACCUGGAGAUCUACCAAAUCGUGGGCAAGCUCUUCGUCGCAGACGGCGGAAAGUCUCUUGAGAAGAUCGUGCAAGCCAGCGGAGAGCCAUGGCGUCCAGAGCUGAAGAUGUAUAAGGACGCCACGGAGCUGGGCGUGCAUGAGCUGUGGCAAAUUCAAGCCCAGCGAACUGCAUUGGCCAAGCAGUAUCUUGAGCGAUGGGCGGCGGUCGAGGGUCUGGAUGCAAUCCUAGGUCCCGUGACUCCUUACGCCAGCCCAAAGAAUGGCGAGUUCAGACACGUAGGAUACACGGCCGUCUUUAACGUGCUAGACUACAGUUCCUCCUCGUUCCCGACAGGUGUGUACGUCGACAAGGAGAAGGACGUGGUGCCGGAAGGACUGAAGACGCACAGCGACCUGGACGCCCAGACACAGCGAGAGUAUGAUCCAGUGCUCUCGCAUGGACUUCCGGUCAGCUUGCAGCUGACGGGCAGACGGCUGCAAGAAGAGAAGAUCCUGGCUUUGACGGAGAAGAUCAUUGAGGAUCUUAAGGCUUGA